Molecule: messenger RNA, 165 nt
Organism: Linum tenue
Lineage: Eukaryota; Viridiplantae; Streptophyta; Magnoliopsida; Malpighiales; Linaceae
Source: the annotation of a GenBank genome assembly
AUGGGCAGCAGUCCGGACGAUGAAGGACCUGACGGCGGGAGGGCGGCGCUCAUGUGCACAUCGUGCGGCUGCCACCGGACCUUUGACAGCAGAUGGUGUCCCCGUGAACGGUCCACGACGAGAGAGUCAGCGACGGCGCCGAUCUCAACGGCAUGUCACUGCUGA